AUGUUCAGGGAAGUUCCCUUGACUCACAUAUCGAGUUUUGUGUCGAUCAGACAACCCGCCAGCGCCCAAGGGCAGGGGCCAGCCCACCACCGGGGGGGAGCAGAGCCCCCCACAGACCGCCCACCGGGGAGGCACGGCCAGAUACCCACCACAGCCACCCCCACCGCCCCCCAGAAGCCAACCGCACGCCCCCUAGCCCAGGGAGGGACAGGCGGAGGCCCAUGUAGGGCCACCAGCCAAGGGGGCCCCCAGAGACGGAAGAGAGGCAGACUCCCGAGACUCCCCACGUCCAGCGACGCCUCCUGGCCACCGCUGCCGCCCUCACCCAGACUGCCAGUCCCAACACGGCCGGGGGGUGAGCAGGAACCGGGCGCUCAGGAGCGCACCCAUGACCACCACCCCCCACCCCAGCCCACUGGGUCCCCAAAGCAAGGCGGCCCCCCGUGUGCCUCCCACCAUGCCCCCCCAAGGGACGGAGGACGCACAAGUCCGCCCCAGAGUGCAGCAGGGGCACAGCAGCAUGCACCGCCAGAUCCCAGGGGGGCCGCAGUGCGGCGCCAGCCCAGCCCGAGCCCACGGUCCAACCCCCCCAACCUCCACGGGCCCCCCCACAAAUUCACCCAGACCCCCGUAGGGCAGACCCACAGCCACCGAGGGAUGGUAGACCCAGGGCCACCAACCCACACAGACCACCAGACAUCCCCAGCACCCCAGAUGCACAGCCCGCAGCACCACAGACCGACCAGGGAAGACACAGUCACCAACCCGCCCUAG
Molecule: messenger RNA, 774 nt
Organism: Solea solea (common sole)
Lineage: Eukaryota; Metazoa; Chordata; Actinopteri; Pleuronectiformes; Soleidae
Product: proline-rich protein 2-like
Exons: 3
Coding region: 1-774 (257 amino acids)
Source: RefSeq, a predicted model, not a curated record